This is a messenger RNA of Medioppia subpectinata, 1503 nucleotides long. NCBI's taxonomy places the organism in Eukaryota, Metazoa, Arthropoda, Arachnida, Sarcoptiformes, Oppiidae. The record is from the annotation of a GenBank genome assembly.
AUGCAUAUCAAUUAUAACUAUAAUGCUGUGAACAUCGAUGGUUAUGGUCAGCGAAACUCACUGCCAGUGGACUGCAAUCGGGACGGCGUGUUUGGAGAGCCCGGGGAGUUGGGCUAUACCGAGUGCGUGGACGGUAUCGCCGAGUUUCACAGCUGCGGUAUCGCCGGCGGCGACGAAAACAACCACUGGAUAUACGACGGCGAACGGUGUGUCGACCCGAAGUACGAGUGCCCGGAGUUUGAGGGCACUUUCAGGCACAACAACAGCCACCGGCUGUACUACAAGUGCCAGCAGAGGACGCCCACCAAACACUACUGCGCCGACAACGAGGUGUUUGACGGUCUGGUGUGCAUACGUGUGGUGAGGGGUCAGGUGACCAGCGGUUCCCAUUUGACACAGGCGUUCAACUGCGCCCGAGACGGCACGUUCGCCGACCCCGAGAGCAAAACACAUUACGUGGUGUGCGAGGAGGGAGAGGCCAAUGUGUUCCGGUGCCCACACGUGCACGUGGAGAAUGAUAAGGACCGGCAGUGGUAUGAGGUGUUCACUCGGCACAAGUGUGUUACUCCGUGGGAGUGCCCGGAGAUUAACGGCACGUACAAACUGAGCCGCGCGGGUCGGGUGCACUUCCGUUGCGUGGAUGGCAUACCGUACGAACACAUCUGUCCGGUGGGCACAGUCUUUGAGCACAACCACUGCAAGCCGUUAUUCCCGGCGCCUCAGCCCCGACCGCACGGCUACCACUGUCCAAACGACGGCACUUUCCACGACCCGGAGACCCGGCACGGGUACAUCGUGUGCCAUCGCGGCCACCCCACACAUCACGCCUGUCCGGGCGGACUCGUGUUCGACGGCCGCACGUGUGUCACCGUCAGACACCCGGUGCGUCCGCACACAUUCAUCUGUCCAAACGACGGCCGAUUCGUGGACCCGGAGAGCGGUCGCGGCUAUUAUGUAUGUCUGGGCGGACUGGCCUCGCACUACACCUGUCCGGAGGCCACGCUGUUUGACGGCACGUCGUGCGUGUCUGACCACCCGUUCCAGUGUCCGGCCUCUAACGGCCUGUUUGUCAAUCCCCGCAAUCAUAGCGAGUACUACCAGUGCUUUUACGGUCGGCCACAGUUGAGACACUGCCCCCGAGGGUCACUGUUUUUGGGCAAUCAGUGCGUCCAUAGGGGCGCCCACCAUAACGAGCCCAUCAUCGAUGAUCGACAUGACCAGCACCACCAUCGAGACGACCGGUACAAAGUGCUGAUCCGCGAAAGGGACCUGGUCAAGUUUGAGUUCAACAACUAUAUCAUUACCGAUCGCUUUGAUUCGGUCGCCUGGAAGUGGAACCGCGAGAUUGUGUCGAAAAAAUAAUUAACCAUGCAACUUUUUUUUAUAAUUACUAAUAUAAUUUGUUAUUAUAAUAUAAGCCCAUUAUUAGCUAGAACCUUUUCAUCAAUUAGGAGUUUUAUUUUAUAAAAUUAUAAUUUUUGUUGUUUUAAUUUUAAUUAGUGC